CAGCGAAGGUAUUUUUGCUGUUGUUCUUAAACUUUUGGUGGCGGUGCUACGUCAUCUUGCACAGGAACAUCAAACCUUACUUCUCAAGCAAGGUCCCGAUGUGCACCAAGGGACUAAUACUACUCGGCCAUAGUAUGCCCGCAAAGGAACUUCAUCAUGAUUAUCCAUUUUACACGUUGUUUCUGAUUUUGAAAUUUGAACUGUCCCACCGUCCCUAGAGGCUAGUAGUCUUCGCAUUGAUAUCAGUUAAACGAUGAGCUGGGUGUCUGGCACGCAAGCUGAUCUACAAGGAUUAUUGAACGUCACGGCGGAUUCGCUAGCAGAGUAUUGCGGGCUGACUGGCGAUCAGCAGGAAAAUUUGGUGUUCCUCGAACGACAGCUUGAUUUGCUUCUAAGGAGUCCAUCUGAAAACGCGAUCAAUUCUGAAUUUAGCGCCAAGUAUCUCCCAGCCCUCGCGGACGCCUACAAUGCGCAAGACACGGCAUUCAGCAUACCCAUGAGAAUGCUCAAUAUCAUUUCUUACCUGCCGUACUUUGCUAGGUUUCUAUUGACCACGGCGAAGUCGUCGAUUUGUAAGACUCAAGCGCGUCGCAUGGCCGCUGCAUCUUCAGAUCCAGCAGAUCCUACGUACAUCGUAGAAAUGUGCCAGUUUCUCUCGAUCCUCUUAGCCCUGCAGGGCUUGGAUUCCGUCAGCGAGGAAGAUAAGCAAGUGCUUCUUCCAAAGCUACGUGAAUGGAAUAGGAAGUACCAGAGGCAACAGAUCACACGUUGCCUCAAGCAGCUCGAGGGUGAUUCGGAAACAACGUUCAUGGCAGAAGGCCUGAAACAACACUGUGAACAGUCUCUCAAUGAAUGUGGCUUUGUCGACUGUGGAACGUCCAGAACCUCAAAGCUCUUGCAAUGCUCUCGGUGCAAAACAGCUGUUUAUUGCGACCGUGAUCAUCAGAAGAAAUCUUGGCCGGUACAUAAGACAACGUGUUUCCCAGCGGUCUUUUGAAAUAUCUCUUGUGAGAUCACGGACUGGGACUUGCUACUGCUCUUCGCCACCGAGAGAUAUCUCUGUAGCAUUUUUCAGGGCUGUAAAUUCUUGACAACCUGCAUAAAACAUGUCUAUUGACUUGCUUUUGACCCUUAUUUCGUCGA
This is a messenger RNA of Suillus clintonianus, 1143 nucleotides long. RefSeq lists its product as uncharacterized. The coding region runs from base 254 to 997 and encodes 247 amino acids. The record is from RefSeq and is a predicted model, not a curated record. NCBI's taxonomy places the organism in Eukaryota, Fungi, Basidiomycota, Agaricomycetes, Boletales, Suillaceae. The transcript has 7 exons.